GUCAGAUUCACGUGACUUUACAGCUCAAAGUUUUGUGGUGUUGAUGAAGGAAAGGAAAUACAGAAGGGACUCGAGGUCAUUCUCAGAGCUGCUUUUAAAGCGCCGUGUUGUGAAAGCGGCUGGAAUGAAAUAAAGCGUGAGAAGAGCUGAUCGCGCUGUUUCAUGUGGAGCUGAGGAAAAGGCGUCACGGUGAUUAUUUUAAGCGGAACAUGGCGGCGGAGCAGCAGGACUCAAACACUGAUCAUCAAAACACAGAUGUUCAGGAAAGUUUGGUGUGUUCUGCGGAGCUGGGCCGACCGGCGUUCGGGGAGAAUAACGGGCAUUUCUCCAGCAGCAGUCCGGAGGAAGACGCGUUUACUCCCACCUCUGUGAUUUACUUUAAAGAAGCCCUGGAUUCUGCUAACGUCCAGUUUGCUAAGAAAGUCUCGGAUCCUCCUGGCACGGUGAAGUAUGAGUUUCACAUCGAAACAACCAAGAAAACCAAAAAUCCCAAAGACCCCAUCGCCAUCGAGAGGCUUAACCUGAUGAACAUGGCCAAGCUGAGCAUCAAGGGUCUGAUCGAGUCUGCUCUCAACCUGGGCCGCACGCUGGACUCUGACUACGCCCCGCUGCAGCAGUUCUUCGUUGUGAUGGAGCACUGUCUGAAACACGGACUCAAAAGCAAGAAGACGUUCCUCGGCCAGAACAAGUCGUUUUGGGGUCCUCUGGAACUGGUGGAGAAAUUGACUCCAGAAGCUGGUGAAAUCACAGCUAGUGUCAAAGAUCUUCCUGGACUAAAAACUCCUUUGGGAAGAGGCAGAGCAUGGCUGAGACUGGCCCUCAUGCAGAAGAAGCUCUCAGACUACAUGAAGACCAUCAUUAACAGAAAGGAUCUUUUAAGUGAGUUCUACGAGCCCAAUGCUCUGAUGAUGGAGGAAGAGGGAGCAGUAAUUGCGGGACUGUUGGUGGGACUCAAUGUCAUUGAUGCAAAUUUGUGUAUGAAAGGAGAAGACUUGGACUCGCAGGUUGGCGUGAUAGAUUUUUCCAUGUAUCUAAAAGACGGAGGUCACAGCAGCAAGAGCACAGAGGGUGAUGGACAAAUCACAGCAAUCCUUGACCAGAAAAAUUAUGUUGAGGAGCUCAACAGACAUUUAAGUGCUUCUGUGAAUAACCUACAAGCCAAAGUGGAUGCCCUUGAAAAGUCCAACACAAAACUUACAGAGGAGCUUGCAGUUGCAAACAACAGAAUCAUCACUUUGCAAGAGGAGGUAGAGAGGAUGAAGGAGGAAAGCUCUUACCUUGUGGAGUCCAAUCGCAAGGCGUUGAGACCAGAUGGAGCUGCAGACGGCCAAGUGCUUGGAGAAACUCGAAAGCAGCUUAAAGAGGAAACUCAGCUCCGACUGGAUGUGGAGAAAGAGCUGGAAGUGCAGAUCGGGAUGAGACAGGAGAUGGAAUUGUCUAUGAAGAUGCUGGAGAAGGACAUUUGUGAGAAGCAUGAUGCGCUGGUGGAGCUCAGACAUCAGCUGGAUGAUCUGCGCAGAAUCAACUACGAGCUCUCCAACAAGACCCAGAGCUCAGAGACCAGUGUGAAACAGAAGAGUGAGAUCAUCAGUCGCUUUGAAGAGAAAACGAACCAGAUGGCAGCCACUAUUAAACAACUGGAGCACAGAUCUAAACAGGCAGAGAAGCAGAGGGACCUGGCCGAGGAGGCGAACAGGCUCUUCAAGCAGGAGUUUGGAGAUAAAAUUGCGAGUCUGCACCAAGAAGUGGAGCAUUUCAAAAAGCAGAGGAACAGUUUGGAGCAGGAGUUGAAGAAGGAGCGAGGGAGGCGGAGUAGUCAGCAUUCAGAUACCCUGCUGGGAAAAACCCCUCCAAACAAAGACGUGCGGCAGCAAGUGGAGGACAUAAGAAAGGAGCUGGAAGCAGUCAAAAAAGAGAACGACACACUUCGCAACGUGUUAGAAGAGAAAACAAGUCUCAGUUCAAAUCUAUCCCUUUCCCAUGAAGACGAACAGAACCAGUCACUUGAUGAAGAGCCAGAGCUGUCUGUCUGCACAAAGUGCAAACAUUCGGAAGCUCUAAGCAGUCCUAAGCAGGAGUGUAAGAACUGCAGAGGUGUGUUCUGCAACAACUGCAUGCUCAAUGAAAUUCCCCUGCCCUCGUCCAUCACCCCAGAACGUGUGUGUGACGUGUGCUACUCCCAGCUCCUGCAGCAGUAUGCUUCAAACCCAUCCUGAGUCGCUUGUACUUUCUUAUUUCAGUAAAGAAUUUACAAAACUGGAACACAUUCCAUUUAAUCCAUGGUUAAGCUUUAAUCACCAGCAAACAUGCAGUGGUGUUUUCUGUUUAAUUAUGCUUUUUUGAGAAGGGGUGUGUGUGUGUGUUACUUGCAUUUAUUUGCAUCAAAUUCAGCAUCAUGUUGUAGAUGAGUGAUGUCCACUAAGUGGACUAACGCAGUACUACUUGAAUUGUUUAUGAAAUCAACCGUUUUAUUCUGAUUGUUUUCCUUGAUUAUGCAGCCUGCAGCAAGAUGUCCAAAAUAAUUAAGGGCAAGUGCUACAAAUAAUGCAAAUGACUAGUUAUAGAGGAAAUGAGAACUUGUGUACAAAAAUGUCUGAUACACUAAGAUUUUAACAGACUGGAGCAGAAGUAAAUUAUGCUGUCAGACAGCCAGAAUCAUCUCUAUAUAAUUAAUUGUGGAUGCUGUUAAGUUAACCUACAAUAACACUGACAUUUUAAUAAACAGUUUGUGGCAGUUUUUCUCAGCUCUAAUGGCUCAAUAAAGAUUUACUAUGUCAAGAUAA
Molecule: messenger RNA, 2783 nt
Organism: Neoarius graeffei (lesser salmon catfish)
Lineage: Eukaryota; Metazoa; Chordata; Actinopteri; Siluriformes; Ariidae
Gene: rufy3
Product: RUN and FYVE domain containing 3
Exons: 18
Coding region: 210-2216 (668 amino acids)
Biological process (GO): regulation of axonogenesis
Cellular component (GO): cytoplasm
Molecular function (GO): metal ion binding
Source: RefSeq, a predicted model, not a curated record